AUGGAGCUCAAUCAAGAGGCAUUCUCGGAGUGUUGUUUAGUGAUGGAGGAUUCUUUUGACAAUGUUUACAAGCAAUGUCGGUUUACUGAAAAAUCUGUAGGACCGUUGGAGAUUAAGGUGGUGCGUCCUGGGACAUUUGAUUCGCUCAUGGAUUUCUUCAUCUCACAGGGUGCUUCUAUUGGUCAAUACAAGUCUCCAAGGUGCAUCAAAUCUGGAAAAGCCUUAGAGGUACUAGAGAAAAGUGUGGUAGCCACAUUCUUCAGCACCGGAGGUUGUUCUUUCAAGAACUAG
Molecule: messenger RNA, 291 nt
Organism: Microthlaspi erraticum
Lineage: Eukaryota; Viridiplantae; Streptophyta; Magnoliopsida; Brassicales; Brassicaceae
Source: the annotation of a GenBank genome assembly